Molecule: messenger RNA, 3352 nt
Organism: Athene cunicularia (burrowing owl)
Lineage: Eukaryota; Metazoa; Chordata; Aves; Strigiformes; Strigidae
Gene: MRPL30
Product: mitochondrial ribosomal protein L30
Exons: 5
Coding region: 25-444 (139 amino acids)
Biological process (GO): translation
Cellular component (GO): large ribosomal subunit; mitochondrion
Molecular function (GO): structural constituent of ribosome
Source: RefSeq, a predicted model, not a curated record
CCUUGGAAGGUUCUGGGAAAGAGAAUGGAGGGGAUGGCGGCAGCAACGUGGGUUCGUUGUCUCUUUACCAGGUCGAGAAUUCCAGACUCGGUAUUUCAGCCACGGCCUGGAGAUCAUGAAAAAUAUGGAGGUGAUCCUGAGCAUCCCCAUAAAAUCCAUGUUAUUACUAGAAUAAAAAGUGUGAUUCGUCGCCCAUAUUGGGAAAAGAAGAUAAUACAUAAUCUCGGACUGGAUAAAGCGCAUCAGCCAGUACUGCACAAAAAUAUCCCUUCUGUGAAUUCCAAACUGAAAGUUGUUAAACAUCUGAUAAGAAUACAGCCACUGAAACUACCUUAUGGGUUGCCAACAGAAGAGGAAAUGUCAGACACCUUUCUUACAAGCAAGGGAGAGCUUAUCAUUAAACGUCGUCUGAAACCUGCAGAGCAGAAAGAAAUAAAGUCAUAAGGUGUGCUGGUUGGAUUUAUACUUUAUAAAAUAAAUAAUUUCAAUCCUGAUUUAAGAGUUUAUGUAUGAAAUGUAAGCUUAAUUCUUACCCUGUCUGAUACGAAUGGCUCAGGGGACACUGACGCUUAGAGAAUGAUUGAAUGUACAAAUAUAAAAUUCAACGUUGUUAAUAUUUGCCUGAAAUAUUAAAGGCAUGAUAGGAUUUCUGUCCUUGUGUUUUAAUUUUGUGGCUAGAUUACUGCUGUUUAUGGCUAACUGUUAGUGAACUUUAUAAAGUCAGAUAAGCAGAGAAGCAAGUAGAAUAAAUCUAACUAAUGAUGGUGAGGAGGGUAUUUCCCAGCUAACAGUAAAGGUUUACAGUGAUGGUGCAUGACUUCUCCUUUGCUGCACAAAGGAAGGAACUGGAAUUGAAAAGCCCUCUAUGUAGCAGUUACGUGAGAAUUGACUCACUGUCCACCAAGAGUGUAGUUUGAUUGAGAGAGGCAUUUGGGUGACUUACCUUGGUCACACUUGUUCCUUAGCAAAUAGUCUGUCAUCUGGCCUGCUCUGUAACUUAAAAAGUACCUGAAUUCCCAUUUGGGAGUAACAGAAGGAGUGAUUCACAUCUUGGCAGGUUGUACAAUUUGCCUUUCAGGAAACAUGCUAUCUCACUUGAUACAUAUUUCUUGAUCCUAAAUGUUUAAUAAUAAUCACUUAAGAGCUGCAGUCUGUGUGAAAGUUGAUGCUUUUCCUGUUCUAAAAUUGCAGACUUUAGAAAUCUGGAGACCCUGAAGCAUACCUCUUUGAUGCAAUUUAGUAUUUAUGAGCUGGAAGCUUAUAAAGUAACACUUUUUACUAAAGGGUCUUGAAUAUGACCCUUCUGUGUGCGUAUUUUUAUUUACAAUUUUAAGAAUGUGAAUUAGCUGCUGCUGUAUCAAAUGAUACAGUAGUUUGCAUUCAAUUGAGCAUAAAUUCCAUAGUUUAACAUACUGUAAGCCACUCUCACACUAGACACACGGUAGAGGAGUUAAUCUUAAUGAUUGUAUGUUGUGAAAAGAUAAGGGGGAUACAGUCGCUAAAAAUCAACGUUUAUCCUUUCUGCAUGCUUGCAAAGAAGAGUAAACAGCAGUAGGAGUCCAAGUGAAUAGACAUAUCAGUAGAGGGGCAUAGAAGCUGCAGAUACUGUGAGCAGGAGAAAAAAGGAUAGGCUGUGGUAGUGGCAUUGAAGAGUGGCUCCUACAGGCAGGUUGAAGGCAGAAAUGUGAAACUGAGCUGGAAAACCUCCAUUUCUCAAGAGAGAACAGGCUGUGGUUUGAAGGACACACAAAAUACUGGUGUCAGUCUGAAGUGUAUAGAAUAGCAAGGAAAAAGUGAAGCAGAUAAGUGAAUGUUUUUCUUCCCUCCCUCCUUCCUUCCAGCAUAUACAUAGCGUCGUGCCCUGCAGUGUGUUGUAGCAGCAGGCUCUGUGUGGCGUUGACCAUGUUCCCACAGGGAGGUACUUAGUACAAGCUGAAAUUUCAGCCCUUUUGAAGGACGUGUGUAGUGCAUCCAAGGUACAGGGCAUGCUUAAAAGAGAUGGCACAAGUACCGGAGCCCAGAAAGUUAGGGAAAUGGGUCUUGUUGCUGAGAGAUAGCAAAUAAAAGACUUGUACCAGGCUUGGUGACCCAGAGCACCAAAGCCACGAUUGCUCAACCUUUCCGAGCACAUUCAGGAUUUGUGAGCACAGCGCUGCAGCCUGCUCAAUCUCCAACAGAGGGAGCGCAGCCAGUUCUGUCAUACACAGUAUGGGUAUGAAUGUGGAUCUUCUUUUUGUUACACUAUACAGAUACUGCAGCCUUCAAAAGUACUGCAAUGUAAAUUGGAAAGAAUGUGUUAAUGAAAAAGCUUGUUUGGUACUGUGCACAACUUAAAAAGUGUGUGAUAAACUACCUAAGUUAGACCAGAGCUAAUAAUUGCUUCCCAAGUACAAAGAAAGGAUAAUUUAGAUAGUACCUCUUACUUGUGGGUAAGAUUUAGCUACAAGAGAUGUUUACAGCUGUCUUUCACUGAUAAGCUAGCAGUUUUAAUGAAAAAGGAAAUUGCAUUUUCUUAAAAUUUGUAAUACAUGUUUAAGUGUGGGUGUUUCUGAAAUGGUGUUUCCUCCAAGGUCACAACUGUCAUACAGUCUAUCUGCUAUCCCAAACCUUCUCUGUAUAAGCAUAUGUUCUCUAAAGAUUUGCUCUUGGGUCUAAACCUGAACCAACAGGGUACAUAAAUAUAGAGUGUGUCCACAUCCUUUCAUUAAUGGAACAUUGUAAAUGCUUCAUGUAACUCUUCAUGAAGCACAGGUAAGAGAUGCGGCCCUUUUAUGCAGGAAACAGACUGACUGAAGAUGAUGGAAAAAUUCAGGUUGGAAGGUACCUCACUGGUCUCUAGUCCAGCCUCCUGCUCAACACAGGGCCAGCGCUGAGGCCAGACCAGGUUGCUCAGGGAUUUGUCCAGCCGGGUCUUGAGAACCUCUGAGGACAGGUACAGCUCAGCCUCUCUAGGCAGCCUGCCUGGCUGACCUCAUGGGCUCACAUCACCAAAGCUAAGAGUGAUUAUACUGAAAGUAUAUGAUACACUGGGAUAUACUCUUCUGGUAGAUUAAACAUAGACGAUAUUUAUUGCAAAUAUUUAGUUCCAAAACUGCAAAUUGUUAACAACCAAUGUUGUACUGCUGUUAAACACAUGUAUUGACAGAUGAAAUCUAAGGCAGAUAAAAUCUUGUUAAGUAGUGUUAUAAUUUUCUUGCAGCAUUAAUCUGCUGCUUGAGAAACUGCAAGCACAGAUUAAAACUCUUCUUGAAUAUUCUUGUGAAGUGAGAUAAAAAAUAAAUGGCAAAAGAUUGGUUAUAGUUUGGAUUAUUAGCAGUGUUAUCUUUUAGAGUUAUUUUUUUAGCCUUAGCCA